AGCAAAAUGAUUUCACUGGCGUUCAUCCUCCUGCUCGCCUUCCUCUCAGCUGAAUCUGCAAGAAGCAGAUACCCCCCCAAGUCAUCAAGUAGUCCUGUGUUUGGACCACAGCAGGUAUAUGGUCUGCUCAAUGGGUCCGUCACCGUGACGUGCUUCUACCCUCCCACCCGAGUGAACAGACACGACAGGAAGUAUUGGUGCAAGGAAACAGUCAGAGGCUGCUUCACUGUAACCUCCACCACUGGCUACACUGCUCCACACUACCAAGGCAGAGCCUCCAUCACUGACAACCCACAGGAAGAAAACUUCCAGAUCAGCUUCUCCAAGCUUACAAUGGAAGACACUGGCACCUACCAGUGUGGUAUUGGGGUCAACAACAGAAGGCUCUCCCACAAAGUCAAUCUGGAUGUUUCUCAAGAUUCACAUAUACCCGAGGGAGCUGAGCUCUUCUACGUGAAGCUGCACAGCACUUUGACCAUGACCUGCAGCUUUGGGAGCGAUUAUGACAGCGAAAGGAAAUUCCUGUGCAAGAUGGGUAAAACCGGCUGCAUCGACAUCAUCGAUAGCUAUGGGAAGGUUGAUGAGGAUUACACAGGGAGAGCUCUGCUGAGCAACACGCUGGAUCCAGGCUCAUUCAGCAUCAUGAUCACUCAGAUGAGUUGGGAAGACUCUGGAUUGUACCUGUGUGGGGUCGGUGUCUAUGGGAAGAAUGGAGAAACAAAGGAACUGGAUGUGCACGUCUAUGAGGAAACUAGCGUUCCUCAAGGGAAGCCCACGGUAUUUGGAGUAAAAGGAAGUUCAGCAACGUUUGAAUGCCGCUAUAAACCUCGGGAACACUCCUCAGUGAGUUACUGGUGCAAGUGGAGACAGAACGGGUGUUAUCGGAUCAUAGACAACACCGGGUAUGUGUCAGGCUUAUAUGAAGGAAGAGUCGUCAUGUAUGACAACCCAGAUAACCAGACGAUCACCAUCAUCUUGAACCAGCUGAAAGACAGUGAUGAAGGCUAUUACUGGUGCAUGACAGACGAGGAGGAGGAGCAGAAGUCAUCAACAGAGCUGAAGAUCGUGGAAGGAGAGCCUGCACUGCAGGGAAAGAAGGACAUAGAGGCACAAGAGGGUUCCCAGCUCAACUUAACUUGCUCUUACCCAUGCCGGUACUACUCCUACCAGAAGUACUGGUGUAAGUGGAGCAGCACCAGCUGCACCCCUCUGCUUGCUUCCGACCAAAGGCAGCCAGGGCCGGGAGUUACGUGUGACACCGAUGACAAGACCGUUAUCCUGAGCUUUGACUCCGUGGCUAAGUCGGACCAAGGCUGGUACUGGUGUGGUGUGAAGCGCAAUGGGCUCUACGGGGAAACCAUGGCAGUGUACCUGUCGGUGACUGCAGGAGGCAGUGCUGGCCACAGCCUGGAGUCCCUGGAUGCUGACGUCCCCAGCAUUCCUGAGGAAGCUCCCCAAGGAAGAGCCAACAACGCUGCCUCUGAAAGCCCUAAUCAGAGCGGCCCCAAUAUACUUCUGUUAGUCCUCGCCCCUGUCGGUGCUGCACUCCUCAUCAUUGUGACAGCUUUUGCUGUGUUUAAAUACAGGCAGAUGAAGAGAUCUGACCUGGUGUCCGUUGGGAGCUACAGGACAAACAUCAGCAUGUCAGACUUCGAGAGCGUGAAGGACUAUGGUGCGAGCAACAACGCCUGUGUGAAAGAGACCCAGGAGACUCGCAUGGGAGGGGACGAGUUCGUCACCACCGCGGCCACCCCAGAAGGUGCUGCUGAGACAAAGAAGGCAAAAAGGAGCUCCAAGGAGGAUGCUGACCUUGCCUACUCCGCGUUCCUCCUCACCUCCGGCAGCAUCGUGCAGGGCAGCUCAGGGGGGGAUGCUGCUGCCCCAGAUGUGUCCCCCCACAUCUGAAUGUGAGGGACUAAAAGGCGAC
Melopsittacus undulatus (budgerigar) is the source of this 1927-nucleotide messenger RNA. RefSeq names its product polymeric immunoglobulin receptor. Lineage: Eukaryota; Metazoa; Chordata; Aves; Psittaciformes; Psittaculidae. The transcript has 10 exons. Gene Ontology annotation, cellular component: plasma membrane. The record is from RefSeq and is a predicted model, not a curated record. Gene Ontology annotation, molecular function: transmembrane signaling receptor activity. The coding region runs from base 7 to 1905 and encodes 632 amino acids.